Messenger RNA from Penicillium cosmopolitanum, 1122 nucleotides. RefSeq names its product glycosyltransferase family 32 protein. The transcript has 2 exons. Gene Ontology annotation, molecular function: mannosyltransferase activity. NCBI's taxonomy places the organism in Eukaryota, Fungi, Ascomycota, Eurotiomycetes, Eurotiales, Aspergillaceae. The record is from RefSeq and is a predicted model, not a curated record. Gene Ontology annotation, biological process: mannosyl-inositol phosphorylceramide biosynthetic process. The coding region runs from base 1 to 1122 and encodes 373 amino acids.
AUGAUGAAGCUCUGGAGACAUCUCUGUCGCUUGAGCCCCCGAGCAUCUCAUGUCAAGUACGAACAGAUCCGCGAUGAAGAGCGCUUCGAAACAGAGUCAGAACUUCUGUGGAGGCGGCAGCGCACGAAUCGAUUGGUUGCAUGGCCAAGUAAAGCUGCAGUAUUCCUCUUCUUGGCAAACCUAGUGAUCGUCGGACUGCUGCUCCACACUCUCGAGCCUCUGAUCACUCUGCUGCACAGAAACGAAGAGCUUUUCAGCCCUCGGGUGGAUUUGCCUAGCCCUGAUAUCUCACAUGGUCGUAAUCGCACUGCCGGACUGAAUAAUAUACCACUCAUCUUGCACCAAACCACAGCGACGGAGACGAUUCCAGAUCACUGGAUCCGGUCGCAAAAGAGCUGCAAGCAAGCUUACUCGGAAUUUGAAUAUAAGCUGUGGACCGACGCUUCAGCUCGAGACUUUGUCGCCAAUCACUACCCAUGGUUUCUGGAUACUUUGGAUAACUACGCCUUUCCCAUUCAGCGUGCUGACUCGAUUCGCUAUUUUUUCUUGUAUCACUAUGGCGGUAUCUACCUGGAUAUGGAUACUUGGUGUAACCAGACCAUCCCAAUUCACAAACUCGGAUCCGGCUACGCGAAAGACUAUGCCCUCUUCAAGUCAACCUUACCAACGGGUAUCACGAAUGAUCUAUUGGUCGCGUCUGCGAGACAUCCAGUUUACGCCGCUGCAAUCGCCCAGCUACCCGUUUUUAAUGCCAUUACUCGGACCUGGGCUCGAUUGCAACCACACUGUGCGAUAAUGAUAUCUGCAGGCCCUAUGUUCUUGACAAUGGUGGUUAAAGAUUACUUGUUAGCGCAAUCCUCGUUGCCUUCGAAGACUGUAGGAGUCGUCAAUGCAACUGAGCUGGCGCCAUUCAUCACUGAUCUGGAAAGCAGCACUUGGCAUCGAGCGGAUACGAAGGUGCUGACGUGGAUUGGAGAUCGACCGUGGACGUGGUUCAGCACUGGAGCGAUAUGCCUCACAGCUGGCUUAUUUAUUUUCAAUCGCCUGUUUAUGUUCCUUCAUGGAAUUAUUCACAAGAACCCCUCUGGUAAUUCUAGCCCAAAAGUUUCCAAAGCAGCAUGA